AUGGAUCCGCUCUCAAUCACCACAUCCGCGAUUACGUUGAUCCAGGCUGCUGGCUCCUGCCGCGGAGCCGAGACCCGUAUCACAGGCCUAUGCGAUGAGCUUGAAAGCCUGACCUCGGGUCUCGAGGCCAUAGACCGCACGCUCAAGGGGCGCAAUGCGCUUGACCUAGCGCUGGUGGAAGACGACCUAUGGAAGCAAUGCGAGCUUGCACUGGACGACUGCCACGUCACGUUGAACUCGCUAGGGGUGCUUGUGCAGAAGAUCAGGGAGACCGUGCGGUCCAAAGCAUGGGCCUGGAGGGUGAGGGCCGUGGUGAACCUGAAUGUGUACGGCGGCGACCUUGCGGCCUUCAGAGACAAAGUGCACAAAUCGAAUUGGGCGCUCCAGACCAUGCUCCAGACGAUCAACGUAACACUGUCGCUGAGGAACCACGCUUCGCAGGAGGCGAUCCUGUUCGAGCUCGACCGCCUCAAGUCAUCCAUCGAGGAAGCUCUGAGGGCAUCCAUCCGCCCCGUAGGAGGCUUCGCUCACCGGCCCGCUGACCACUCGGACGCGCGCGUGGCCCGGAACCUCAGGAACCUGGCCCAGGCGGCAAGGCACUUCCACAGCGCCGCAAGCACGACGGCCAGCACAAUUCGCGAUGGCUCUCGUGGUGGGGCACCGUGGCAGGCCUACCCGGGGGCGGAUGUCGAUGUGAGCCUCAUGGGCGAUCUUCCCUCUUUCAGAAGGGAGCGGGUGGAAGAAUACGUCCGUGAGGGGCGCCGCCAUCGCAGGUCACUAUCGUCAGGGCUGACGAGUCCGAGCUUCUCUCCCUCCGGCGAGCAAACAUCUCGGCUGCGAAGAGGAUCCCGGUCACCUCGCCGCCCGACAGCCAUACAUAGUCCUCGGCCGCUAUCCUUCUCUAGGACAACAGAAAACGUCAUUGUACCGGAAUCAGUGACUGCAGCCACUGCUGAGGACGAUGAAGACGACGACGACGAGUUCGAACGACUCUUUCUCGAUGGUCUGGAGGAGCUUGCAAAAGAUCGCAUUAAGGAACGUGAUUUCGAUAAGGCAAUCGAGUUCCUACAGGAGGCUAUGAAGCGCGAGGUCGGUAGCAGGUCCGACAACGAGGGCUUCCGCAACAUGCAGGUGCAGCUCGCACUGUGCUAUCUUCUCCAGCGUCGUUGGGAGAUGGCAGAGCCUAUUAUCACUGGCCUGGCGAAGAACAAGGCAGCCACUGAUGCUGUUACCUGCAACUUACUUCACUCCAUGGCCCUGGUCCACCUGUCACUGUACCUUUUCGACAAAGCCCUGACCGUAUGCCGGGAGGCACUGCUGGCCAAGAAGAAGCUGCUCAAGAAGGAAAAGAUUGACGUCGAGGACUAUGCACAGACACAGGGACUGCUCGUAAUGAUAUACGAGAUGAAGGGCGACUGGAUGCGGGCCGAGGUCUACCAGUCACAGCUACCGGCCAGCUUCGUCUACACGCACCCUAGGAACGAGGUAGAGUUCAUCAGUGCUCAUCCAAGUCUCUUGGCCACCGUCCUCGGCGACAACCUCCCUGACUUUUCUGUUCCUGUGCCAAGAGUUACACCGGGCCUGCACGAACUGGAUGGAUCUGGACCUGAUACUUGCCCCCCGUCCCAGCCUGCGCCAGCCCUCAAGAGGAAUCACACUUACAACGGUGCUUCGCCGCUGAAAGUCAAGUUUACGCAGCAGUUGAAAUAUGAAAACGACACAAGCAAAAUAGCUUAUACGCCAGAAUCUGCAUCGACAGAGGAUGCCUGUCCCCAGUCCAGCCUCGAUUUGAGCACCAGUGAGGAUGCAGAUGAUGAAGCUUCCCCGACGACAUCACCGGAGCCAGAGUCCCCAAUCAGGCGGCGACUCUCCCGCAUGUUCGGCGGGAGAAGAGACCAGCCACUGCAGCCUGCUAAGGUGUCAGCGCCACCACUGGACGAGUGUGCUGACGUUCCCGCCCGUGUGCUGACCAGACCCGCUCCAAAACCUGGCUGGGUUAACGUGAUGCUUCGAUUUAAGAAGCCCAGAAAAUUGCUGCGAAAGGCGUCUCACGACGAUGAGUCCUCAGACGAUACACCGGGGGAUCUGGGCAAGCCGAAAGAAUUCAAGCUGCUGUAUAUGGAGCGCAUGACGCACGAGAACGUCGAUCAAGUGAAUGAUCCCAACUAUCGGCGCCAGUAUUGGUCACCGGAAAGCUUCGAGCACUGCAAUGCCAGCACUCAGGAGAUAGAUACAGGCAGUGUUGGUGGCUCAGAUCACGGGGCGAGAAGACGCUCGGGGGCACUGCCCGAAUACGACGCCGAGUAUGAGAACUUGGCGUUCAAGAAUGGUGUUCCAUAUGCCGAUAUGGAAGGAGUUAGACGUCCUCGUCUGCAACUGGAAGAUGUGCAGGAGGGGGAAGAGAACGAAGGUGAAGGCGAGCACGACACAGUGCCCGAGACGACAGAACCGCAACCUAUAGCAGAAUUGUCAGCCGAAAGUGUUGAACACCUCGAGGCGCCGAGUCUCUGGGACCCAUAUCUUUGCCGCACCAACAUUGAUGUCGAAGGAUAUUGGAACACUGCCAUGCGCGCCAGACCAAGUGGAGUCAGGCGUGAAAGUCUCAUCCCGGCAGGAAUGGACUUCGGUGAAAACGAAGCCCUGGUGUUAUUGAUGCUGGAACAGCAGCCCAGCGCUCUCACAGGCCUCGAGACGAUUCCUGCAGACACAAACGCCUCCGAUGAGCACGAAACAGGCAGGAAACGAUCCAAUGCGGCUCGCACAGCCAUCCAACCCGGGGACCCGCUCCUGCAGUCAAUCUCCUCCGUACUAGCCUCACUCGCGCAAAUCCCUGACGCCGAGGGCCGCCAUGCCAUGAAGCUCGAUCUCGAGAUCAUGGCACUGGAGUUCAAGAAGCGCUUCCACGACGGACUGGUGUACCAGGACCUACAGAGAGCCAUCGACUCUCUCGAGAACGAUGCCAUCACCGUUCCUCGGCACGAGGCUGAUGAUUCUGGGUACGAGUCUAUGGAAAGCGAAAAGAAGGGGGAGGGGCAGGAGGACAAGGCAAGGCCGGUCGCAAAAAGGACCGUGGUUUCCAAGAUCAGGUCGCCUUCGGCAGACCACACUUCGCAUAAAAGCACCAACAGUCCCGGAAUGCAGGCCACCUGCAACGCGCCCCUCCCAUCGCCACGUAACGAGCAGUCACAUCAGACGCAGCAGCCUCAAGAAGAUCGGCCACCACUGAGAAAGAGAUUCUCAUUUGACGAUGAGGCAGACGAAGUGGUAGAUCCCAGCCACGCAGUCGCAGCGCUACGGGCUCUUGUCGAGUCGGGGGAGACCGAUGUUAUCAAGUCCGCGAUCGAACCAAGCGUUCAUACCCGGGCCGGCUUUCGGAGGGCCCUGAAGAGGGGAUGCUUAUUGGAUGGAUCAGGCGUGAAGACUGAGACAGUGGGAAGUCCUCGUGCCACGUCUGCGAGUUAG
Molecule: messenger RNA, 3462 nt
Organism: Diaporthe amygdali
Lineage: Eukaryota; Fungi; Ascomycota; Sordariomycetes; Diaporthales; Diaporthaceae
Exons: 2
Coding region: 1-3462 (1153 amino acids)
Molecular function (GO): protein binding
Source: RefSeq, a predicted model, not a curated record